Cordyceps militaris CM01 is the source of this 606-nucleotide messenger RNA. RefSeq names its product 60S ribosomal protein L24. Gene Ontology annotation, cellular component: cytosolic large ribosomal subunit. Gene Ontology annotation, biological process: cytoplasmic translation. The coding region runs from base 1 to 606 and encodes 201 amino acids. Lineage: Eukaryota; Fungi; Ascomycota; Sordariomycetes; Hypocreales; Cordycipitaceae. The record is from RefSeq and is a predicted model, not a curated record. Gene Ontology annotation, molecular function: structural constituent of ribosome; mRNA binding. The transcript is spliced from 3 exons.
AUGCGUACCUACGACGAUUCCUUCUCGGGACAGAGAAUCUACCCUGGCAAGAGAAGCGAUGAGGAACCCGAAUGUCGUGGCCCUAGGGACGAUCCGAUUACCGAAAAUCCCAAAGGCCUCCUCAUGGGCUCUCUCACCAAACCGGAUGCGCUGCUGGAGUCGAGAAAUUCUGGCGAAACGAGCUGUCGAAUUUGUGACGGCAAGGUCUUCCGCUUCCAGAACGGCAAGUCCGAGUCGCUCUUCCUGCAACGAAAGAACCCCCGCCGCAUCUCCUGGACGGUCCUGUUCCGCCGUCAGCACCGCAAGGGCAUUUCCGAGGAGGUGGCCAAGAAGCGCACCCGCCGCACCGUCAAGGCGCAGCGUGGCAUCGUCGGCGCUUCCCUCGAGGUGAUUAAGGAGCGCCGGGGCAUGCGCCCCGAGGCCCGCACUGCCGCCCGUGUCGCCGCCAUCAAGGAGUCCAAGGACAAGAAGCAGGCCGCCGCCGCCGCCAAGAAGGCCGACAAGGCCAAGAACGCUGGUGCCGCCAAGGGCCAGACCGCCCGCCAGGUCUCCAAGAUGGGCGCCAAGGGUGGUGCCGCCAGCAAGCCCGCCGCCCGCACCCGAUAA